This is a messenger RNA of Pieris macdunnoughi, 5451 nucleotides long. The record is from the annotation of a GenBank genome assembly. NCBI's taxonomy places the organism in Eukaryota, Metazoa, Arthropoda, Insecta, Lepidoptera, Pieridae.
AUGAGAAUUGUCAGAGUGGACAAGACAGGCAUGCGGGCAACUCGCGCGAGCCUGCCCUUAGUGGCCCUUGUUUUCCUUUUUACACAAACGCAUGCGCAGAUCGAACCACUUGGACUCGCUAAGGAAUAUACAAAAAAUAUAUUUUGUAAAAGCGUUGUUUAUGUCACCUCUGCUAAUCAACACCAACCAAUUGAUUAUUUUCGUAAUCGGCAUUCAAGAGCUACAAGACAGGCAACCUUCACUCCCAGAGGAAAAUAUCGAGGCCAAACUCAGUCACAAUACUUGGCUAUAGAUAGAGGAAAUGCAAAAGAUGAGGGCAAGGCGGAGGCCCAUUCUGCAGCAGAUUCUUCAAGGGCAAGUGUCAGUGGUAACAGCGGCAUGGGCCAGGCGCAAAGCCAGUCCAUUUAUGAUCCGAGUUGCGAUGAUUGCUACGGCGCACCAAGAAAGGAAGUCGAGAGCUUAAGACAUCAACCGGGAAGAACAACAGAUUACGGUCCGAGCUGGUCUAGCACUGGACCUGAGUAUUCAUCGCGUUAUCCUGGAGGAACUAGGCUUCCAGCCCAAUCACCUGAUACUUCCUUAUAUAACCCUGAUCAAACAGGUUUAAAUAGUCCAAAUGGAUAUGUAGGUAGUAGUUACAGACCAGAUGGAAAAAUUAUACCAGUGUCUGACAAUCAACGAACCGGUUAUGGCCCUGGCGGGGAUAGUAAUGGCUAUGGUCCAUCUUAUAAUUAUGGUCCUCGAGGCUCAGGAUCCAGUUAUCCUGGCGGCAAUGGUUAUGGACCAGGAAAAGAUAUCCAAUCAGGUGGAGUCGGUCCAGAUAGACCAUAUAGAAAUGGCGAAAUUCCCUCAGACAGAUUUGGAGGACAAACAGACAGGUCUAUCCCAAGUGGCAAUUUUCCUAAAAGUGACACAAACCCAUUAAAUACAGGUAAUAAUUAUGGUUUGCAACAGAAUGGCUACCCGGUUCAGGCCGGUGGUCACAAUGGUAUGCCUAUACACGAUUUAAAUGACCAAACCAAAUAUCCAACUCCAGAUGGCAGGGGCGAACAAACUUCACGGGGAAAUUACAUACCAAACGUACCAGGUCAAACUGGAAAGAAUAAUAAUAACAUGCAACACUAUCCAAAUAAUUAUAAUCAACCUACUUCCGUUAAUCCCAAUGAUGGUUCGUAUUAUAAUCCAAGACCAAGUGGACCUUACUCUCCAGGACAAAGAGGAGGAGAAAGUUAUGUACCGAGUGGGUCGUCUUUACCACCUGGUCAACUAAAUGCUUUUAAUCCAAAAACAAGCCCUGAUAAUGUACUACCGGGAGCUAUCGGCCAAGCACUUGUUCCUCAGCAGUCUCCAACAGGUAUAGCUAAUUAUGAUCGGAACAGAUAUCACCCUGGUUCAUAUGUGUCCGGCGACACCAGGGGGAAUUGGCCCCCUACAGGCCCAUUCCAAGGGCCUGAUGGAAAAACUUAUGUUUGUUGUGAAGUACCUGGAGCGACAAAACUACAAAGUGCUUAUGGUCAAAAUAGUGGAGGCAGCCCCAACAAUCUAUUAGCUCCAGAAAUAACUCAGCCUGGAGGAAAAUAUGGAUCUGAAGGACCAGGAGAAGGUCAUAAUGUCCAAAAUGGACCUAGACAAUAUAGUCCAGAACAUGUAAGUGGUUUUAGACCGGGCGGAGAGUACCAAUAUCCAAGUAGUAAAUAUACUCCUCUAGUGAAUCAAUUUGUUCCUGGAAACGCUGGCUACGAUGCAGGUGGAGAGUAUUAUCCAAGGGGUCAUUAUUUACCUGGGAGCGGAUCACAAUCAGGCAUCGUAGGUCCAGGCAAGCAAGACACCUCUAGAAGUAGUCCUGGUACAGGAACCGGUGGACAUUACAUUCCUGGGAGAAAUGGAGAACCAGGAACUGAAAAUCUUGGAAGUCAUUUCUCUCCUGGAAGUAGUCCAGCUACAGGAUCAGGGAAUAAAUAUAUUCCUGGAAGAGAUACAGGUUCCGGAACUGGAGGCCCUGGAGAUCAAUACUCUCCAGGUACUGGUCAAACUACAGGAUCAGGUGGACAAUAUAUACCUGGAAGAGACAUGGAUUCCGGGACUAGAGGUCCUGGAGAUCAAUAUUCCCCUGGUACUGGUCCUUCUACAGGAUCAGGUGGACAAUACAUUCCUGGAAAAGGUAUAGGUUCCGGGACUAGAGGCCCUGGUGAUCAAUAUCCUCCUGGUGCUGGUCCGUCUACAGGAUCAGGCGGACAAUACAUUCCAGGAAGAGAUAUGAGUUUCGAGACUGGCGGACCUGGAAGUCAAUAUUCUCCUGGUACUAGUCCUUCUACGGGAACAGGUGGACAAUACAUUCCUGGAAGAGAUAUGGGUUCCGGGACUGGAGGUCCUGGCAGUCAAUAUUCUCCUAGUACUGGUUCUACUACAGGAUCUGGUGGCCAAUACAUUCCUGGAAGAGAAAUAGGUUCUGGAACUGGAGGCCCUGGAGGUCAAUAUUCUCCUGGUACUGGUCCUUCUACAGGAUCAGGAACACAAUACAAUCCUGGACUAAAUAUAGGUUCCAGAACUGGGAGCCCUGGAGGGCAAUAUUCUCCUGGUCCUAUUACAGGAUCAGGUGGACAAUACAUUCCUGGAAGAGAUAUAGGUUCGGGGACUGGAGGCCCUGGAGGUCAAUAUUCUCCUGGUAUUGGUCCUUCUACAGGAUCAGUUGGACAAUACAUUCCUGGAAGAGAUAUGGGAUCCGGGAAUGGAGGCCCUGGAGGUCAAUAUUCUCCUGGUAUUAGUCCUUCUUCAGGAUCAGGUGGACAAUACAUUCCUGGAAGAGAUAUGGGUUUCGGUACUGGAGGACCUGGGAAUCAAUAUUCCCCUGGUGCUGGUCCUUCUACAGGAUCUGGUGGACAAUACAUUCCUGGAAGAGAUGCAGGUUACGAAACUGGAGGCCCUGAAGGUCAAUAUUCUCCUGGUACUGGUCCUUCUACAGGAUCAGGUGGACACUACAUUCCCGGAAGAGAUGUGGGUUCCGGGACUGGAGGUCCUGGCGGUCAAUUUUCCCCUAGUACUGGUCCUCCUACAGGAUCAGGUGGACAAUACAUUCCUGGAAGAGAUACAGGAUCCGGAACUGGAGCUCCUGGAGGUCAAUAUUCUCCUCGCACUGGUCCUUCUACAGGAUCAGGUGGACAGUACAUUCCUGAAAGAAAUAUGGGUUCCGGGACUGGAGACCCUGGCGGUCAAUAUUCUUCUGGCACUGGUCCUUCUACAGGAUCAGGUGGACAAUACAUUCCUGGAAGAGAUAUGGGUUCGGGUCCUGGAGGCCCUGGACGUCAAUAUUCUCCUGGUACUAGUCCUACUACAGGAUCAGGUGAACGUUAUAUUCCAAGAGGAGGUUCCGGAUCAGAAACCAGUAGCUCAGGAGGCCCGUUUAAUCCUGGAGGUGGAGCUGGUCAUUACGAUCUUGCUAAUGGUGCACCUUCUGGUCGUGAAGGACAAGGGACUAAUUACAGGCCUGAUUCGGGAACUGGAGGUGGAAGUAGUCAGUAUAAACCUAGUUUGACUGGGUCCAGCGUUAGCUUACCUAGUGGACAAUCUCUCCCCGAAAAUAGAUACGGUUAUGGAAAUAGUCCUGAUAAAGUAGGAGGAGGACCGAAUGUCCCAUAUGGAAAUCCUGGAUCAAUUGGAAGCGACGCUACUGGGCGGUAUCCAAAUGGCCAGACUGGCACGCAAUAUGAGGUUGGAGGAACAAACCCUACAUACAAUAAUGUACCACAAAAUUAUGUUGAUCCCCAGUCUGUCGCUGAUGAUGACGAUUCAGAAGCAGAAGCAGUUGUAUCUCAAGCAAUCAAUGGAACAACGGCCAGUGCAACUUCAAAGGGAGGAAAUGAUAAAGCGCGUGCUCAAACUCAUGUACAAGGAACAUAUUCAGGAAGUGGUUCAUUUCAAGCUCAAGCACAAAUAGCUGGUGAAAACAAAGAGGCUGAAAGCGAGGUAAGUGGAGGCAAGAAAGGAGCGUCAAGUUCAGCAACUGGAAGUGGGCGUAACAAUAAAUCUCAAGCAAGUGUUCAAUUAGGAUCUGAGACAGGAGCUGUACAAACUAAUUCCCAGAGUAGUGGUGCAAUGCAUUCUUCUAACUCACAAGUACAAGGCAGCGUUAAGGGAGGUACAGCUGACGCUCAAGCGCGUGGUCCUGGCAGCACAUCGUCGCAAGCACAAAUUGGAUUCACCCCAUACAAAGAUAGUGAAAAGUCAAAGCACGAUCUUCAGAAAAUUCCGUUUGUCGGUGGGGGAAUGGCAUCAGCCCAAUCAAGUGGGCGAACUGGUCAGUCACAAUCUCAAUUACAUGGUACCUUUAAAUAUGGUAUAACAUAUAAUGGUGCCGCUCAGGCUGGGGCUAGUAUUGAUAAGGAUGCCAUAUUUCCAAAUAGAUUAGCAUUUGAAAAAAUAGAUGUCUUCAAUGAGAAAGAUAAGAAUAUAAACGUUGAUCUCACUGAACCACCACCGGAACUAGAAACUGAAAAAACUCCCGAGACAACGCCAGCACUUCCAGAACUAGUAGUGGAAGAACAAAAAGAGGAAGAAGUAACAACAACGGAAAAGAGUCUCGAUGAAACAUUAACAGAUUCAGAAAUUAAAUAUGAUGCUCAUCCCCACGCUGACCAUCAUUCUUAUGAGACCACACCAUCGGAAUCUACUGUAACAGAUAACAGGAGAUCAUUCCACAAUUAUUAUGGCACCGAAUACGAUACGUACACGACAGAUAAAGACGACACUGACGAUUAUGAUCCAGAAAGCGCUUUUAUACCAGAUGGAACGGAAGUUGAUCAAGGAGCCGAGUUUCCUAGUUAUGACGAAUACAGAGGAGAUGCUACCCAUCAAUCUCUACAAAGCCCAAGAAAGGGAGUAGAUGUGCAUCAAAGCACGGGUGGUAAUACGCAACACAUUAUUCUGGGAUCACUUAAAAAGCACGACGCCGAAAUAACGCAGAAAAGUUCGGAAAGGCCAGACGAAAAAAGAAUAUACCAGCCUGGGGAGCGUGUGCCGGGCACAGGAGGAUAUACUAUACCCAUCGGCUUUACAGGAAGUGUGAAAUCAGUUGCUUCAAAAGACAAGACGUACGUAAUCGGGUCUAGGGAUUCUCCAUCUCAAGCACAGACCGUCACUCUUACUCCUGGCACGGGAAAAGUAAGGUAUACCUAUCCUUCGAGUUACGGUAAAUACGUCCAUCCAACGAACUUACGUUCACUCAAUAGUAAACGUGAUGACGACCGGUACGUUUCCAUGUCUAAAUCGGUGACCCGAGAUUUGGACAAUGACAAUAAUAUAAGAAAACAAUACUCACACACUUACUACACAAAGUCGUCCUCCUGUGGCUACUUCACUUUCACGUGUACAAUGGUAAGUAGCGCCGAAGGGAAGAAGAAAGUAUGUAAACCGAAAAUACCAACCAAUCCCGAUGGUACGCCAAUAAGGUGCUAA